Scylla paramamosain (green mud crab) is the source of this 1244-nucleotide messenger RNA. It is a transcript of the gene Rrp46, whose product is annotated as exosome complex component RRP46-like. The record is from RefSeq and is a predicted model, not a curated record. Gene Ontology annotation, cellular component: nucleolus; nuclear exosome (RNase complex); cytoplasmic exosome (RNase complex). Gene Ontology annotation, biological process: U4 snRNA 3'-end processing; nuclear mRNA surveillance; poly(A)-dependent snoRNA 3'-end processing. NCBI's taxonomy places the organism in Eukaryota, Metazoa, Arthropoda, Malacostraca, Decapoda, Portunidae. Bases 198 to 836 code for a protein of 212 amino acids. The transcript is spliced from 6 exons.
GCACUGCUGGUCCGGCAGUCCUGAUCUGGGGACGGUAACUGUGUUGAUACACGCUGUAGACGCAGCGACCACGGUGUUGUGGUGGUGUUGCUUGCUUCCCCUGUACAACACCAACCAUUCAUCACAUGUAGCGGUUAUCACAGCAGUGGCUGUUAUUGGAAGGAGAUAAAAUCAGCCUGUAUUUCAAAGGACUGAGGAUGGCACAGCAUGCUUGUGAACUGAGCUUCCUCUCACGUUCUGAUGGAUCUGCAUUAUAUUCAAUUGGCUUGAAUGUAGCCCUGGCAUCAGUGAAUGGCCCUGGUGAUGUCAAGGUGUCUAAUCGUCUGUAUAAUCGCUCCCACCUGGAGGUCUGUUACAGUCCCUCUACUGGUCACUCUAUGAUCAGAGAGCGUGCGCUUGAGUCCAUCAUCAUGCGCACUGUGGAACAAGCAAUCCUGGUUCACCUGCACCCAAGGACAGCCAUCAAUAUCACCAUACAAGAGAUGCAGUCAGAUGGCUUGGCACUGUCAGCCAGUGUGAAUGCAGCUUGUAUGGCCCUGCUGGAUGCUGGGAUACAAAUGAAGACGACUUUUGCUGCAGUCACUUGUUGCAUUACUCCAGCUGGCACUGUCAUCAUUGAUCCUACAGAGGCUGAAAUACAGGAGAGUGUGGCUGAGGCAACGUUUGUGUUUGAGAGUAGUGGUGAAGCCAGUGUGUUGACAGCCCACCAGGAUGGCCGCCUCAGCUAUGAAGAUUUUAAGAAGUGCCUCCACCAGUGUCAGGUGGCCUCCAGGGAUGUGUUUGCUUUUUAUCGCAGGAUGACAGAGAAAAAGUACCAAAAUGAGGCAGAAAGCUGAAUGUGUUGAGUUGUGAGUGGUGAAGAAGGGACAGAAUGUUGCAGCAUUAAACCAGAAUGUGUGAGUUUGGUGAGUGGAAUGCAUCACAGUGCUGCUUAUUAUGAAGUGAUGUAAUUGUUUGAUAUUUGUUGAUGUAAUUAAUAUGAUUUUUUUCUAAUUAAAUACAAUUCAGGCAUUCUAGUGAGAGGAGCAGUAAACAUCUCUCUCAUUGUUGUUCAUGUCAUGAAGCUGAAUUUUUCAUGUUACAUUUAUUUACCUUAUUUGCAUUUCUUUUCAUUGAUAGUUGAAUACCAUUUUCUUCCAGUGUAUGUAUGUGAUGAAAACAUCAUUUAUUCAUUCAGGUGUGUAAAAGGAAACCACAAAUGAAGUUAUACUUUUUAUAUAAUAAAUAUCACAAAAUACAUGUGU